AGGGAGGCGUGGUUCCGCUGACCCGGUGCUUCCGCGUUACUUCCGUGGAAAGAGGGAAAAUAAAGCAUUCAACAUAGUGGGUUUACACAGACUACAGUGGAUUAUUCCCUCCAUGUUCGGUCCUGAGCUGUAGACUAAGCGUCUAAAACCCAGUUAGAGCCGAAAGAAGAGUUGUAGUCAUGGCGGACCGAGAGGUCGGGGAACUAGAAGACGAGGUGGAACCGCAAGGCGCUGAGGGCGGAGGAGAUGUCUUUGACGACCCCAUCUUGGAGCAGGGCGUGGUGGUGCUCAGAGGGUACGUGAUAGAGCGUAUAAGCACGGAGGAUCCUGGUCGCCAUGUCAACUCUGUGGAUCUGGGAGGAAGGCCACAUGAACAAGAUGAUCCAGAAGUAAAAGAAGUGGUGGAUCAGUUGCUAAAAAUAGCAGACGAACUGAACAGAAAUGUAGAGUUCCAGCGACUGAUCAACCAGGUUCAGGGAAACUGUGCGAAGGAAGUCUUCAUGAUGGUGGCCAGGAGCAUCUUCAUUGAUGGCAUUAACUGGGGCCGGGUGGUGGCGCUCUUCCAUCUGGCUUAUAGACUCAUAUACAGGGCCCUCACCACCAAUCAUCUGGAGAACAUCAGGAUGGUGAUCAGCUGGGUCCUGCAGGUCAUCAGGGAGCUGCUGUACCCCUGGCUGGUGCAGCAGGGGGGUUGGGUUGGUGUCAUCCAAAGCUUUCCUUGGAGGAACGCAGCCAUUGUUGCUUCAAUUGUUGUCGUAGCAACAUUUGUUUACUACAGAAUGAAACACUGAGACCUCCAGCUCUCUGCAGGACACUGAUGAGGACACUUCCUGGGGCUUUUACAAUCAUUUUUAUCCAGCAGCCAAUAGGAGGCUAGCUGCUUUAAACUGAGAACAAUCCUCUCCUUCUUCAAGUCUCUCUGACUAAAACUGACUUUCCUUGUCAGCAUCACUCUCUUCUGUUUUCCUUCACCAGCAACUCUUUGGAGCUACACCAGCAGAUUUUAUAGCUGCCAUGCUGGAGGCAGCUUAACCUGUCAGAUGUGAUGUUAGUUAUCACUGAAUGGACUCUGAGCUCUGAGUCAGAUAAGGGUUUGGUUCUUAGAGGACUCAAAGGAACCUGUAAGUGUCAGGAAAGUGCCUUAAAGCGAUGCUGGCUCUGACUGUGAGCGGUAGGGAUGACUCAUCGUCCUACAGCCAGAGGGUCUCUGUCGGUGCAGCAGGGCGCUUUACCUGCUGCUCAGUUUGUUUUGUCAGGAGCUGGAAGAAACACCAAAGAUUAGUGCUGAAAAUCUCGGGGAUCUUUUUUAAUUAUCUUUUUUUUAAUGAAGAUGUUUUAUUCAUGAACAGAACCCAUGUAAGCUUUGGGUAUGAGCCAAAGCGGUCCCAGGUCCUCUGCAGAUCCGUCUUCUGCUGACACUCCAGACAUGUUUUCUGUUGCAGAUAAGAUCCUAAACGUUUAAUGCAGGAGUUGAUCGGAGAAUUGAACGGCAAACACAGAUCGUUUCACCAUGGAGUCCAGUGGAAGGACAGGAUCUGGGCUCAUGUGCUGAUUUUAGUUUUAACUGCAGCCUGCAGCAGAAAUAAUGUUCAGUGAUUGGAGGAUUCCUGCUAACUGCCUCACUGGAACCUUAACCUGCCAGGUUACCACACAGCCCUUUGAAAAUGCCAGGCUUUAUGACAGGAGGAUGCUAAAGGACUGCAGCAAGCACGUUACAUAAACGUGCACAAUGUUAACUUUAUUGAACCACCUUUUGAUUCCAACCCUGUAGGCUGGGCCAUAUGGAUUUCAAGUUUUGUCACAAUAUUUAAUUGUGCUAUUGUGAGAAUGAUAAAAGUUGUGAUAAAACCUAAUUAUUAUUAUUAUGUCUUUCUUAGGUAACUAUCUGUAUUAGCAGUCACAGCCCCACAAGCACAAAUAUUCUGUCCUAUUACAUUUGUAAUAGGACGCUAGUCAUAGAAUCAAUCAGUCAAUCAAUUUAUUUAUUUAUAAAGCACCUUUCAUACUAAAAGCAGCUCAACGGGCUGCAUAAAUGAAUAAAAAUAAACCCACAAAUAAAAAAACCAUUAGCCUCCCCCACAUGGAAAAACUCAACUGUCUGGAAAAUGUAUAAAGGUUAAUAAAGAAGCAUGAUUUGUAUCACUAGACUGCACACAGUAACUGGAUUUAAUCAUUUAAAUUUUUUAUGUUUAUUUAUAUUCAUUGAAAAAACAGUGGAGAAAUUAGUAAAACAUUUGGGGGCUUUAAACAUCAAAUGGAAUUUAUCAUGACAAUAAAUCAAAAUUCUUAUGAUUUUUACAAAAAUGAAAAGUUGGUUCAACAAAGUCUUGCACAAGAAAUGUCACAUUAAGUCAUAAACGGGUAUUAUCACAUACUGUAAGGAAGUUUUAUUUGAUGCUUUUUUUGUACCUGGAUCUUCAUCCAGGUACAAGGUGAACUGUUCUGUGAACUUUUUAGAUAACACCGGUGUCAGGCAGUGGUGUCCCAACUUUGUCACAUGGGCCAAAAUCAUCAAGUAUUCUUCUUUAACAAAACCUAAAACAACCAAAAUGAACGAGCAUACAAAAGGUUUUGGAUCCAGUUGGAACAAACAACUUGCUGUAUUGCAGUCAAUUGAUUUAAUAAAAUUGGGUUGACCAGA
Xiphophorus maculatus (southern platyfish) is the source of this 2641-nucleotide messenger RNA. RefSeq names its product apoptosis regulator BAX-like. The record is from RefSeq and is a predicted model, not a curated record. Gene Ontology annotation, biological process: intrinsic apoptotic signaling pathway in response to DNA damage; positive regulation of apoptotic process; release of cytochrome c from mitochondria. Gene Ontology annotation, cellular component: mitochondrial outer membrane. Bases 180 to 791 code for a protein of 203 amino acids. Gene Ontology annotation, molecular function: channel activity; protein homodimerization activity; protein heterodimerization activity. The transcript has 6 exons. Lineage: Eukaryota; Metazoa; Chordata; Actinopteri; Cyprinodontiformes; Poeciliidae.